Myripristis murdjan (pinecone soldierfish) is the source of this 1159-nucleotide messenger RNA. RefSeq names its product tumor necrosis factor receptor superfamily member 4. The transcript has 8 exons. The record is from RefSeq and is a predicted model, not a curated record. The coding region runs from base 146 to 1027 and encodes 293 amino acids. Lineage: Eukaryota; Metazoa; Chordata; Actinopteri; Holocentriformes; Holocentridae. Gene Ontology annotation, biological process: regulation of cell population proliferation. Gene Ontology annotation, molecular function: protein binding; signaling receptor activity.
GCGCAAAAUAAAUAAAUAAAUAAAUAAAUUUAAAAAACAGAGAGAGACAGAGGUUUAGAGAGACAAUUGUUUAAAGGGAUGUGGGUGUGAAAAAGUGCCUGACACGGGAUGCUCCGCGGCGCUCCCCGGGCCUGACACGCCAACUAUGGUUCUGCUCGCACGAAAAGUCGUCUUCCUUCUCAUAUUGAUUUUCAUCCUUUCUCCCAUUUUGGAUGCGUCUGUGAGAUGCCCCGAAGGUCACAGGGUCUCCCGUGGUCAAAACAAGUGUGAGAGUUGCCCUCACGACCAGUACCAGGAUGAAGAAAAUUUAACCAACAAUUGCCGACCAUGCACGCGAUGCAAUCCUGAGCGGGGAAGUGAGGAGGAGCUGAGGUGCUUGAAAACUAGAGAUACUAAAUGUCGCUGCCGUCAAGGAUUUAUUCCCUUUGCCAAGGAUUUUACCAUCUGCAAGUGUAACCGGGGGUUUGGAUUGAUAAAGAAAGGCAACAUACCAGAGUGUCGAGAAUGUGAAGAUGGAUUUUUCAACAAAGACGUUUCUGACUUGCCCUGUCGUAAAUGGGCAGAGUGUAAAACAGGUGUGAAGGUUAAUGGCACCAAGACCUCAGAUGUCAUCUGUAAUGUGAAGUCGAGCAGCAGCAGUCCGGUCAUGGUGCCCACCACCACAAAUAAAAGAGACACUCUCAGUACACACUACACGUCCCGUCCUCCAAAUGUGAACAAGCCAAGCCAGGUGUCCCCUCCGACCAGCAGCACCACCUCCACUCCGCUCCUGUCAGUCAUCACGAAGACCACAAGGCGGCCCUUCACCCCAACCACAGACAACAGUGGUAUGUCUGUCCUGUUUGCGUUUGGAAUAGUGGGGCUGCUGAUACUGGUGACUGUGACUUGUAAACUCAACAUCAUCCCUUGCAUCCAGAGCUAUAAGAAGCAAAAGGGAAGACGAUCGGAGUUGGUGUCCAGGCCAGUUGAGGAAAGUGGUGACAGCAGUAACUCCUCCCUGGUCAAACUGAAUCCAGUGGAUCCCUGAUAUGUCACUGGCAUGAAUCUGUCCUCUAAUUCUGUGAAUUUUGGAUCAGGUUGUCCCUGUAUGAACUGUGUCAAACACAUUUCACCUAUUUUAAAUUAGAUACUGCAUCAGAAAAAAAGUGUUAUUUUACAG